Molecule: messenger RNA, 2508 nt
Organism: Symbiodinium natans
Lineage: Eukaryota; Dinophyceae; Suessiales; Symbiodiniaceae
Source: the annotation of a GenBank genome assembly
AUGGCGGGCAUGCAUGGAGUAGCGAUUGGGAGUGGGAUUGUGCCCCAGUGGCAGCAUGACGAGGUCUUCAUUGGCAAAAUGGAGAAGGGCGAGUCCAUAGAGAUCCUGACAACCUCCGAAGACCUUACGAUAGAGCAGCGGGAGAUCAUGCAGGAGCGCCAACUCAUCAGCAAUCCGAUCAAAGCAUGCCUUCGAUCCUGUGUCGAUUCCCUCAAUGGUGUGGUAGAUGACAGCGCCACACCGAAGGCAAAGCCUCGAAGGAAACGGAAGGAGCUGACCAUGAUGGACAAAGUUAGCAAGAUCGUGACGCUCUUUCAGUGGGUCCCACAGCUGACGUUCCACAAGGUUCGUGCUGACCUCGUGGCUGGCUUGACAGUCGGCGUCAUGGUGAUCCCUCAGAGCAUGUCGUACGGAGCAAUUGCAGGACUUCCAUACAUCAACGGCAUGUACUCUGCGUGCGUUCCUACUUUGGUCUAUGCCCUGUUUGGCCAGAGCCGACAGCUGGCCGUUGGCCCCGUUGCCAUGGUGUCUCUUCUCAUAGAAGCAGGCCUCAACGGAAGCCUGGGCCCGGAGUGCGAUGUACCCGGCAAGGCGCAGUACGAGGUGUGCACCAGUGAGUACGUGGGCCUCGCCUGCCUUGCAGCGGCACUUGUUGGUGUAAUGCAGGUUGCGGCAAGCCUUCUGAAGCUGGGUUUUCUGGUCACUUUCUUGGGCCAUCCAGUCAUCAGCGGAUUUACCAGUGGAGCUGCCAUCAUCAUCGGGCUCAGCCAGCUCAAGUACAUGCUGGGCUACGACAUUCCGAAGUCCCAGUACAUCUACGACACCAUCAUCAACGUUGCGAUGAACAUCCAAGAAACCAAGCCGAUGCCCCUUCUACUGGGAGUUCUAUGGCUUGCCUAUCUCAUCACCAACAAGCAGAUUGCCAGCAGAUACCGACCGCUCAAGAUGCUGGGUCCAAUGGGCCCCUUGAUCAGUUGCGUGGCGGGGACUGUGCUGAUCUGGGCGUGGCCAGAUAUGAGCGAGAAGUACCACGUCAAGUACGUGGGGGAGAUUCCGUCGGGCUUAUUUCCGCUGAGUAUCGACAGCUGGCAAUUGGACAAGAUUCCCGCCGUCGUUGGAACUGCAAUGUCAGCUUGCCUGAUCGGCUACAUGGAGUCCAUUGCCAUUGGCAAAAACCUGGCGAACGCCAAUGGCUACGAGAUAGAGGCGGGCCAGGAGAUGCUAGCCUUGGGCAUCUCCAAUCUCGUUGGCGCAGCAUUCUCCUGCUAUCCGGUUACCGGCAGCUUCUCGCGCUCCGCGGUGAACAACUCCACAGGAGCCCAGACUCAACUAUCCGGCGUCAUCACGGCGCUUGUGAUGCUUUGUACCCUCCUGUUUCUUACACCUUUGUUCUACCACUUGCCCAAGUUCGCCUUGGCCGCCAUCGUCAUGAACUCGGUGAUUCCGCUGGUCGCCUUGGGGGAGGCCAAGCACCUCUUCCACGUCAAGAAGCACGACUUUCUGCUUUGGGUCACCGCGUUCUUGGGGACGCUGUUCCUGGGCGUUCUGAUGGGCAUCAUGGUUGCUGUCGGUCUGUCGUUGACCAUCGUCAUCUAUGAGUCGGCCAGACCGCAAAUUACCAUCCUGUGGCGCAUACCUGGGACUUCUAUCUACAGAAACAUGAAGCAGGAGAGCAGCGGCACGUUCAUCCAAAACGUGUUCAUCGCGCGGAUCGGUUCAUCUCUGUACUUUGCCAACGCGUCCUUCGUGAAGGAUAUGCUGCUGGCCCAUGUCAGUGACCUCGAGCUGGUGAACAAGACAGAGUACAUAGUGCUGGAAAUGACGCCGGUGAUCAGCGUGGACUCGUCUGCCUGCCACGUCAUCAAGGAUGUGGUCAAUGACUUCCGCAUGAGGGGCAUGCAGGUGGCAUUCGCCAUGGUGGGCAAUCGGGUCGAGAAGACUCUGCGGAAGGCGGGAUUGAAGAAGUUCAUUGGCGACCAAUGGUUCUUCCCCACUGUGGAGGAGGCCGUCCAGUACUGCGUGAAGCAUCAGCACGCGCGGCGGGUGCAGGAUGAGAGGUCCAGCCGUGCUGCCUCCGGGAUGAUCACUGCCGAGGAAGAGGCUUCAGUCACUCCAAUUGACAUCUCAACGAUCCAAGUGCAUUGUGGAAAUGAGAUUGGCUUUAGCAAUGAUCUCCAUUCAAACUGCACCAUGGUGUUCAUUAGUUUGGUCAAAGAUGUCCCGAUGAUCAUGAGCGAGAUUGCGAAUGUCUUCAAGAAGAAUCAGGUGAGCAUCAUCCGUGCACAGAUAGACCCAUCGAACGACGAAAGCGGCGCGAAGCACAUCUACUUUGUCCGAAGCAUCAGGUCGGAUUCCAAGUUGACCGGCUUGGAGAUCAGUCGGCUCAGGGAGGACCGACCCCCGCAGCACAGCUGCGCUUUUCGCUGGUUUCUACUUGGUCGGGUACUUAUAGGGUUCAGGGUUCAGGGUUCAGGGUUCAGGGUUCAGGGUUUAGGGUUUAGGGUUUAG